Molecule: messenger RNA, 501 nt
Organism: Bacidia gigantensis
Lineage: Eukaryota; Fungi; Ascomycota; Lecanoromycetes; Lecanorales; Ramalinaceae
Exons: 3
Coding region: 1-501 (166 amino acids)
Source: RefSeq, a predicted model, not a curated record
AUGUCUACUAUCGCGCGAAUAGAUCCUUUAACAGCUACAGCAAAAGAGCUUAGUGAUCCUUUACAUAGCAAACGUAUCGACAGUGUUAAAUUAGUCAAAGUCUACCUUGAUCAGAUUGCCCAGCAAGACCAUGAUGGCUUGUGCCUCAAUGCCAUCAUAUCUACAGCUCCUAAGACUGAGACGCAGUCCCCAUAUGUUCGUGGUGGCGUAGAACCAGACGCAAAAUGGCUUAGACAUAGCACACCAUGCGGGUCAUCAUCAGGCAGCGCUGCUGGGGUCGCUGCUGGCUUUGCUCCCGUUUCCGUCGGUACAGAGACAGAUGGAUCCAUAUGUCUACCAGCUACGCGGGCUGCUUUAUACGCCAUGAAGGCUACUGUCGGCGCGAUUAACAUGACUGCUGCUCAGCCAGCAAAUCCCGAUUUUGAUAGCGCUGGCGGCUUAGCUAAAACGCCCCUCGAAUCUAGCAAUGGUGAUGGAAACGAUCGUGAAUGGAGACUUUGA